AGCUGCUAGGUCAAUACAGAUUACCUAGCAUAUUGUACCUAGAUCAUAGUAUACCGUAUACUUUCUUUUCUUGUCUUCUCUUGUCUAUGCAAAUGACGUAUUCCUAUAACCAUGCCCUUAAUGUUUAGCAUGUAAUUCUACGAAACCGCUGAGAGAUCCUCAGCCGUACUCGAGACGAGAAGUCUACGUUCCAUUGAUCCCGUAAUCGCCUACAAUAAUAGCAUCAUGGCGCAACGAAACGAUCCGACACGCGACUCUGCACCUGAUUUGCAGAUACUAGGUGAUCAGAUUACCCUUCAACCGAGGAGCUAUGUCGAAGCUCGCCGCGACGAUGGUCAAGAAGAGCCCUUGAUGCAUAACAUGGCUCGCUUUCGCUCAGAACCUCUACAAUUUCUUCGCGAAGUUUCCUUAUACGUUUCCGGCACAGGAUGGCGAGCUUACGACAAGGCCAUCGGUCAACCAAUAUUCUACUCUGGCUUCUCCGAGCAGAUGAAGAAUGCCGUCGUGUCCGCGCCUCUCUUGCAGACCCGAAUAUCCCAGCUAGCCGACAAGCGACUAGAAGUCGAGGAGAAGGAAGGUUGGCUUAAGAAAGAUGACAAAGAUUUUGAUAUCAAAAGAGCCCAGAGGCGGGCUAUCAUAGAGGCCGGCAUUCGAGAGGUCGCCGAAAAAAUGACGAACGAUAUGAUUUGCAAAUUCGAGAGUAAAACCUUCAUUAGAGGCGCAUAUUAUUUGGUUACGCAAUUGCUUACGAGGGCAUAUCAUCAAGGGAUACACGUGUCUAGUGAAGAGGUUUUGAGGUUACGAAAUGUAGCUGAGGUGGCAGAGGCAAAGAAGCAAAGCAUCAUUUUUUUGCCCUCUCACCGAUCACAUGUUGACUAUGUUUCUAUGCAACUAAUUUGUUAUCGGUUGGGUUUAGCAUUGCCUGUUGUCGUUGCAGGGGAUAACCUUAACUUUCCAGUCGUCGGAAGCUUUUUACAACACGCAGGCGCAAUGUGGAUUCGGCGGUCCUUCGGUAAUGACACACUUUACACGACACUUGUACAAGCUUACAUAGAUACCUUACUUCAAGGGGGAUAUAAUUUCGAGUGUUUCAUCGAGGGUGGUCGUUCGAGGACAGGAAAACUGCUCCCACCUAAGUUUGGUAUCCUUAGCUUCAUCCUCGACAGUCUCUUAUCGGGCCGGGUGGAAGAUGCCAUCAUAUGCCCAGUGAGCACUCAGUACGACAAAGUUAUCGAGACAGAGGGCUACGUCACAGAGCUUCUAGGUGUUCCUAAAAAGAAAGAGAAUCUGGCCGACUUUUUGAGUGGCGGAUCAUCCGUCUUGUCUUUGCGACUGGGAAGGGUUGACGUUCGUUUCCAUGAGCCUUGGAGCUUACGUAAAUACAUUGACGAGCAGUUGGCGAAACUCUCUAUAUCGCCUGACACUUUACGAUUAGAUGCCAAGAGUCCAGAAAAUGCCUCUGUCAAACAGAAGCUGCUAAGAAUCAUGGGAUACAAAGUUUUGUCGGAUAUCAAUGACGUGUCCGUGGUAAUGCCCACGGCUUUGAUUGGAACCGUGUUGCUUACCUUAAGAGGUCGUGGUGUAGGAAUGUCAGAACUUAUGAGGCGGAUCGAAUGGCUCAUCGCUCGCGUGGGGGCAAAGGGGGGACGCGUUGCCCACUUUGGAAAUGCCCCCCUAUCUGACGUCGUGGAACGAGGGUUGGAUGUACUCGGAAAAGACCUUGUUGGCGUAGUUCAAGGACUAGCAGAGCCAACUUACUAUGCCGUGGACAGAUUUCAGCUCUCAUUUUAUCGCAAUAUGACGAUUCACCUAUUUAUCUCGGAAGCGCUCAUUAGCGCCAGCAUGUAUACGCGUGUGAAGUUAGGUGGCGGCCCCGCUCACCAGGAAAUAUCUUAUAGCACGUUACGGGAGCAAGUACUAUUCCUCUCGUCAUUAUUCCGUGGGGAGUUCAUCUUCCCGGGUGAAGGAUUAGCAGCAAAUUUAGAGAAAACGUUAGUUGGAUUGGAAAACGACCGUGUACUAGACCUUAAGAGAGACGAGCAAGGAAAUAUAUUGAGCAUCGGGCUUGCAAAUGAAGAAAGAGCCGCCGGGAGAGAAAACUACGACUUCUACUGCUUUUUAAUCUGGCCAUUUAUCGAGUCUACCUGGCUUGCCGCUGUUUCUCUUAUGGGACUUACCCCUCCUCUCGAACAGAAAGACGGCGACGCUAUUUGGAUUGAUGUCGCAAAGGCGCAAAACACUGCGCAACUACUUGGCAAAACUCUUUACCACCAGGGCGACCUAAGUUAUUUCGAAGCCGUGAAUAAGGAAACGCUAAAGAAUUCGUAUCAGCGUUUUGAAGAGGAAGGCAUCAUUUACGUGGUAAAAUCGAAAGACUCGAAAACACCGCCUCGCUUACGCCUCGCGUCUGAGUGGAUGCCCUCUCGCGACUCGACGAAGUCCGGCGCACUACAACCAUCGGGUAGACUUUGGAACUUCAUCGAACGCAUCGCCCCGAGCAGACGAGAAGGCAAGAACCGGCGAGACGGUGCGACUGUCAGUACUCGUGUGUUGAGACUGGCGGAUACCCUGGGGGCGGAGCUGUUCAAAGAAGCAACUAGUCCGGAAAACAAAGCCGAGGCCAUGUUGAAUGACGAAGAAGCGGCAAGGCUCAAGAAGGCCAUCAAAACGGAGAGAAGGAGAAGGAGGUUGGAGGGCAGAGCCCAUUUGUGAUUGAUGCGCUGCUUUGCAAAUACCGACCGC
Molecule: messenger RNA, 2742 nt
Organism: Annulohypoxylon maeteangense
Lineage: Eukaryota; Fungi; Ascomycota; Sordariomycetes; Xylariales; Hypoxylaceae
Product: acyltransferase-domain-containing protein
Exons: 6
Coding region: 226-2712 (828 amino acids)
Cellular component (GO): mitochondrial membrane
Source: RefSeq, a predicted model, not a curated record